This is a messenger RNA of Populus nigra (black poplar), 913 nucleotides long. RefSeq names its product basic form of pathogenesis-related protein 1-like. The record is from RefSeq and is a predicted model, not a curated record. The coding region runs from base 221 to 700 and encodes 159 amino acids. The transcript has a single exon. Gene Ontology annotation, cellular component: extracellular region. NCBI's taxonomy places the organism in Eukaryota, Viridiplantae, Streptophyta, Magnoliopsida, Malpighiales, Salicaceae.
AAUUGUCUUAUUUUCUCGUGUACAUUAAUAAAAUGAUGAUGAUCUGACAUUUUACUCGUAAAUAGAAGUAUCUCUACCUUUUGAAAAUCUCAUUCGUGUGAUGACUUUUCUACCUUUUUUUCCCCUUCUAUAAAUACACACCUUAUACUGCAUUGUAUUAAGAACCUCAAAGAUCACUUGUCUGCCUUUUUCUCAGUUCUGCCUUGCAUAGAGAAAGAAGAUGUGGUUCAGCAAGUUCUUAUUAGCAGCAUACUUGAUGGCAUCCGUCUCGGUUAACAUCACCUUAGCCCAAAAUUCUCCCCAAGACUAUGUCGAUGCACACAAUGCCGUUCGUGCUGAAGUGGGAGUUGGUCCAAUUACUUGGAACAACACCGUGGCAGCCUAUGCUCAAAAGUAUGCAAAUUCAAGGGUUGAAAACUGUGAAUUAGAGCAUUCAGGAGGACCCUAUGGUGAGAACAUUGCUGAAGGUUAUGGUAACUUGAAUGGAGUGGAUGCAGUCAAAAUGUGGGCAAGUGAGAAGCCUUUCUAUAGCCAUGAUACCAACUCAUGUGUCGGUGACGAGUGCCUGCAUUACACUCAGGUUGUGUGGCGCAAAUCGGUUCAUUUAGGGUGUGGCAGAGCUAAGUGCAAGAAUGGGUGGUGGUUUGUCACUUGCAAUUAUGAUCCUGUUGGAAACAUUGAGGGCCAAAGCCCGUAUUGAAUUAUGUUGCUUGGAGUUCUAGCUAAUAGUCAGCCACAAAAAAAUAAAAUAUAUAAGAAGAUAAUGAAAUCUUUUCUAUUGAAGGAUUUGUUUGCAUAAUUAUAAUAUUUAGGACCAAAAUCUACUUGUAUGUUUGUGUUUAAAGAAAAGGGUGAUGCUAGGGGUACUAAAUAUUUGUAUUAAUCGUGUAUUUGAUAUUGUAGUAUUGUAAUA